AUGGUUCCUUCAAGAAUAAAUAACUCAAUAUAUAAUAAUAAUAAUAAUAAUUGUUAUAAUAACAAUAAUAUUAGUAAUAAUAAUAAUACAUUUAAUAAUUAUUUUAAAGAUGAAGAAAAUGGUGGCGAGGGAGUUGAUAGUGGUGGAGAAGAUAAUUAUAUAGAAGAGAUUGAAGAUUCAAAAUGUUCAUAUCAUAGAGAUAAUGAUAUAGUGUAUAUAUGUGAUUCAUGUAUUAGUCCAGUUUGUGUUAAAUGUAUAAUAUCAACGCAUAAUGGACAUAAAUUCAGUGAAUUGAAUCUAGAGAAAUCUAAAAAGAUAUUGGACAAAUUUAAAGAACAAUUUCCAUCAUUGGUAGGAUAUAGAGAGAGUGAUAAAGCGAUAAUGAACGCAGUGGAGGAUUGUUUUCAACAAAUUCAAGAUAGACAUAAAGUCAAUCUAACAACAUUAACAUCAAAAUUCAAACAACUACAUAACAUUUUAUCAAUUUUAGAACUCAAUAUAAAGAGAACUUUAGAAACUAAACUAUCAGAAAAUGAAGAAACCUUUCUACAAAUUAAAUCUGAAAUUGAUACAGAUAAUCAAUUAAUUACAAAUUUAAUAAAUAAACAUAAUGACAAUAUAAAUUUAUAUGAUUUAGAUAAUAUUUUAAAACCAUUAACAACAACAACAGCAACAGCAACAACAACAACAACAACAACAACAUCUACUCCCUCUACUACAUUAUCAUCUUCAUCUGGUGCUAUAAAUAAUAAUAGUAAUAAUUCAGAACAACAGCAACAACAACAACAACAACAACAACAACAACAACAACAACAACAACAACAACAACAACAAAUUCAACAAACAUCAGUUGAAAUAAUUAAUAAACAAAAAGAUCAACAAAAUAAAUAUAUAACAUUAUUAAAGGAUAGUGAUAAAACCAAUAGAUUAGUUGAAAGGAAAUUAAAAAGAUAUGAACAUUUUAAAGAAAGUAAUUUAAUAAUUAAUCAAGAUAUUUUGGAUACAGCAUUUGAACUAAUUAAAACCAAUUUCAUUGUUGAUUCUCAACCAUUCAAAAGUAAUAAUAAUAGUCAUUUAAUGAUUGAUAAAAAAAUAGUUUUAGAAUGUUGUAAAGAUAAAGAAUUUUAUUUAAAUCACGGCGAACCAAUUCCAGAUGGUAUUAUAAAUUUAGCAAUUACAAAAUUAUCAAAAAAUAAAAAAAAUAAAAAGAAUAAUAAUAAUAAUAAUAAUAAUAAUAUUGAAAAUAUUGAAAAUAUUGAAAAAGAAAAAGAAAAAGAAGAAGAGGAGGAAGAAGAUAAUAAUAAUUUAAUUAAAAUAUCAUCAAGUGUAAAGAAUUUAUAUUUAUAUGAUGGAUUUAAUAUUGAAAUUAGUAAAGGAUUUAUACCAUGUACAGUUGAAAAAUUAUUUAUUGGUUCAAUUGAAAAACCAUUAACAUCAGAUUCAAUACCUUCAACAAUUAAAGAGAUUAUAUUUUAUGAUGAUUUUAAUCAUACUAUUAGAGCCGAUACAAUUCCAUCAACAAUUACAUCCAUUUCAAUUGGUAAUAUAGUUGAGCCAUUGGAUGAAUUAUCAUUACCACAUAAUGGUAAUUUAUUAAAUUUGUAUAUUUUCAAUGGUUUCUCUCAUCAAAUAAUCGGUGAAACAAUGAUACCACCAACUGUUGUUAAAUUAUUUUUAGGUAAAUUAGAACAACCUUUAACAAAUCAAUCUUUAUUAAUUAAAUCAUCAAUUAAUACCAAUAACAAUAAUAACAACAACAAUAAUAAUAAUAAUAAUAAUAAAAAUAAUAAUAACACAAAUAAUGAAUUUAAGAAUAAUAAAUUAAAAGAAAUUAUAUUUUGUAGUGGAUUUAAUCAAAAGAUUAAAAAAGAGAUAAUACCAUUAUCAGUUGUAAAGAUGUAUGUUUGUGAUAUUGUUGAACCAUUGACAGAGGAAUCAAUACCUCCAACGGUGACAAUGUUAAGUUUAUCACAUGGAUAUAGUUUUUUAAUUACAAAUGAUAUUAUGCCACCAUCGAUUAGUAGAUUGAUGUUACAUAAUGUAAAGGAACCAUUAAUUAGGGGGUCAGUGGGUAGAGGUGUAAAAGAGUUGUUUUUCGAUCAAGGUUAUCAACAUCCAAUUUGUAGUGAUGUUAUACCACCAACGGUUCAAUCAUUAUACAUCAACGAUAUAGUACAACCAUUGACUAAAGAAUCAAUACCAAAUACCAUUCAAGAGUUAUACUUUGAUAAUGGAUUUUCACAUAUUAUCAAAGCUAGUAAAAUACCACGUUCCGUACAAACACUUUAUAUAGGUUCAAUAAAGAAACCACUCACUCGUAGGUCCAUACCCUCAACAAUAAAAGAGUUGGUGUUUAAUAAUGGUUUCAAUUUCACUAUCACUCCCGAUGUAUUUAACAAUGGUUUCAAUUUCCCUGUUGCUUUGGAAAGAUUAUACUUUUUCGAUAUCAUUCAACCCUUACAAAAAGGUUCAAUCAAUGAAAGUGUCGUUAGGAAAUUAAUAUUUGCAAAUGGGUUCACUCAUCAUAUCAAUACUGAUAUCAUACCUUCCUCGGUUGAUACUUUGUAUUUGGGUGAUAUACGUCAUCCUCUAACCGUUGGUUCAAUACCAAAUACUAUUAAAUAUUUAAUGUUUACCGAUGGUUUCUCUCAUACAAUAACAAAAGGUAUAAUACCUGAAUCUGUUCAAGAAAUAUCAAUCUAUGAUAUUUGUCAAAUUUUCACUAAAGGUUCAAUACCACCAACUGUUAAACUUAUAAAUUUAAAAGGUUUUAGAUUUAAUUUACCAAUUGAUAUAGUACCAAUGGCAACAAAAGUAAAAUAA
Dictyostelium discoideum AX4 is the source of this 2823-nucleotide messenger RNA. RefSeq lists its product as hypothetical. The transcript has a single exon. Lineage: Eukaryota; Evosea; Eumycetozoa; Dictyosteliales; Dictyosteliaceae. The record is from RefSeq and is a predicted model, not a curated record. The coding region runs from base 1 to 2823 and encodes 940 amino acids. Gene Ontology annotation, molecular function: zinc ion binding.